Molecule: messenger RNA, 2016 nt
Organism: Diaporthe batatas
Lineage: Eukaryota; Fungi; Ascomycota; Sordariomycetes; Diaporthales; Diaporthaceae
Exons: 2
Coding region: 1-2016 (671 amino acids)
Source: RefSeq, a predicted model, not a curated record
AUGCCAGCCACCGUCGACCCGGAGCUUGGGUCCCACAAGAGAGACGAUGACUUGCACGUCAAGCAUGGCAGGAACAGGAACUCGUCGACGUCGGCCGGCGGCUGGAAGUCCGCGCCCCGCGUGGCGCCCCGGAAGACCCUCAAGCGCCUCGGCAUCCUGGUCGUGAUCGCCGUUGCCGCCUACCUCUUCAUCCACAACAUUCCCACCGACGUGGGCCCGCGGCGGACCGGCCGCCCCUCCUACCCGAAUGCGAAAGCACCACCACCUGCUGCUGCUGCUGCGCCGAAGCCUCAUGCCCCCGAGGCGGGCGCAGAUGCCGACGACGACGGGGACGACGAGGGCCCUCCUGCUCGCAGCUUUGAUGGCCCCAUAAGGUUCAUGGAGCUUGCCGGGACCCUGAAUGCGAUAGCUGGUACACACGGAGGGGCGACGCUCAACAAGAACGUCCUGUUUGCAGCGUCGAGCUUGAGAAGCGCCGGCUCAUUGCUUCCGCUGGCUUGUAAGAUGGGCAGGGAGCUGAAGUCGUAUGUCCAUUUUGCAUUGAUGAGCAGGAACGAGAUCAAAAUCGACGAGCUGCGGGCUGUCAACGGGAUCGACAAGAGCUGCGAGAUCAUAUUUCACGAUGCACGCGUCGAAUUCCCUAGCAUAUCUUCAGACGAGAGGUUCGCAAAAUCCGUCGAACGAGCGUUCUACCACAUCAACAACUACAUGCACCCGCAAGCAAUCAUUGUCGACUCUUCGGGGGUGGAAGAUCCCCUGCUGCUCAAGUCUAUACAGAAACAAGCGAACAAGAUGGAAAUCGGCCAGGCUGUCGUGGAGCUUCCCGGAUCUGCAGUAGAUCGCCUGUCCUGGGUCUCGAAGCUAGACUCGCGAUCGCUAUCGCAUUGGAACAAGUUCAGCGUGGAUAUACUGGUUCACGCGCAUGCGGGAGCUUCAGGGAGCCUGAUCAGGCUGCUAAAGUCUUUGCGCGCAGCUGACUAUACUGCGAGUGCUGCACCACACCUGACUAUCGAACUUCCGGAGGAGAUCGACCCACCGACGGCCCAGUUCCUGAAGACCUUCCGCUGGCCGCCUCGCAGAGCGACCAAUCCGGCGAUUGCAAACCAGCUGACGCUCAGACAUCGGAUAACAAGGCGUGGUGCCACGGAAGAGGAGAGCUCGGUACGGUUCCUCGAGGGCUUCUGGCCUUUGGACCCAAGCCUCUCCCACGUGCUGGUCCUAUCUCCCCAAGUCGAGCUGUCACCCAACUACUACCAUUACCUGAAGAUGGCCCUUCUGGAAUACCGAUACUCGGGCCCUGCGAUAUACCAAGCAUGGGAUAAGAGGGUCUUUAGCUUGAGUCUCGACCUGCCCAGGAAGACCCUCGACGGCUCGGCAACAUUUGUGCCACCAAAGGCGCCGGCCAGCAGCCCUGAUGGAGCCGAGCUCGGCGCCCCAAGUUCCGGCCACUCAUCUUCGUUCCUCUGGCAAGCGCCAAACAGCAACGCGGCACUCUUCCUGGGGGAAAGGUGGGCCGAGCUGCACGGUUUCGUCUCGCAGCUGCUGGAAGCGCAACACGGUUUCCAGAGCACGCCCACCCUCCUGGCUGAGAAGUCCGUAAGCAAGGACUAUCCCUCGUGGCUGGAGCACGCACUCCGGCUCUGUCGCGCCCGCGGGUACAUGACUGUCUACCCGGGGGCAGACCUCGCCUCAGACCUGGCGACCAUCCACGGCGAGCUGUACCAGAAACCCGAGGAGUACGAGAACGAGAAGUCGGGCUCGAAACACGGGGACGAGGACUCGGUGAUCCUCCGACACGGGACCUUUUUGUCCAAUGGCGAGGGGCUCUCGCGCUUCAACGACAUGCCCCUGCUCACGUGGGACGACGACCGGAUAUCGCUCGAGGAUUUGAAUGAGGAGUCGAUCAAGUACGCGGCCGAGUUCAGGCGCGUGGUCGGCGGCUGCAAGAUAGGCCAGGCCUUCGCGCCAGAGCCGUCCGCGAAGGACUUGUACUGCAUGGGCGACGACGGGGUGUAG